Siniperca chuatsi (mandarin fish) is the source of this 3815-nucleotide messenger RNA. RefSeq names its product centrosome and spindle pole-associated protein 1-like. The record is from RefSeq and is a predicted model, not a curated record. Gene Ontology annotation, cellular component: centrosome; microtubule; spindle pole. Gene Ontology annotation, biological process: positive regulation of cytokinesis. NCBI's taxonomy places the organism in Eukaryota, Metazoa, Chordata, Actinopteri, Centrarchiformes, Sinipercidae.
AAAACCCGGAAGUAGUACAAUAUUAUGAUCCACUUGCUUGUGAUGUUGGGCUCAAAGAAGACGACCAAGGCGCCGCCAACAUUUGCAAGCUAGCAAACAUUGCCUUAUCUAGUAACGUCACAUUCGAGCAGCGCUCAAUGCUUAUAACUUUGCCAAAAGGAGAUGGAUGACGAGCUGGAGAACUUCAUCAGGGAGCGGAAGGCCAGAGUGGCUGAGGAUAAAGCCAGUUUAGAACAAGACCCUCCCUACAUGGAAAUAAAGGCAAAACCCCACAGAGGGUAUGAAUCCGCUGUUAAGGAGAACAUCCCUCCCAAGUCCAUCGCACAGGGGAAAGAGGAGAGCUGCGGUGUAGGUCUACCCCUCGGUGUAGAGUAUGAGCGGAAGAAACAGAGGCUGCAGCAUGAGCUCCGUAUGGACUACAGGCGCUACAUGGCUCAGAAAAAACACUUUGACCCUUCCGAGCCUGGACCAUUAAUUCACCUUGAUAACAGGAGGUCUGUCAAGCAGCACCUGCUUGAAGACCAGGCAGGUGCUCUUCCCAAACAGCGACCCCCGUCACGUAGAGAUGCAGCCACUCUAACAGAGGACAGUAGGGGGUUUCACAGGGCUUUGCGCCUCGCUGAGGUUAAGACCCUCUGCCCCGAGGAGGAUGAGGAGCAGUCGUCGGUACUUCCCAGGUAUCGUGACCGCCUGGGGAAACCAGCGGACCAGGAGUCAGAGGAGGAGGGCUUCAAGGAGGAGCUGGAGCUGAUAGAAGGCAGGAGGCGCAGACAUACAGGGGCUGAGGCCAGUUAUGAGAAAAGACGACCCAAUAAGACGGCAGAUGGCAGGGAGAAGAGGGAGAAUCCAGAAAGUGCUGCCAGAGAAGGCAGGAGAUCGAGAGCACUGAACAAAAAUGAGGAUGCUGAGUUUGCCACUGGCCUUAUAAUAGGGGCAGCUGAUACAGAAGAUGUAUUACAGAGGAGGAAGAUGCGCUACAGACAAGAGCUGCAGGAGCAGAUAGCUGAACAGCACAGGAACAAGAAGAGGGAGAAAGAUUUGGAGCUGAAAGUUGCUGCGACGGGGGCAAAUGAUCCUGAGAAACAGCCGGACCGAAUCAGACAAUUUGGACUGUGCAGAAGAGAAGAUCAUCAGGUUUUGGAGCCUUCAGCAACAGGAGAAAGUGAAACAUCGUCCAGACGUCUACCUGAUAAUGCGAAGAUAGGUGUUAGAGGCGGAGAGAUGCUUCCUCCUGAGCAGCCCCAUGUGGCCUUCCAGUCCCCAAUGCUGGAGUACAGCUCUGCCCUGGGGCUGGGGGGAGGAGGCCUGUCUCCCAACAGCCAGCCUGCUGCCCCCUCCUUCCCCAGAGCCAUGGACACUCCCAGAAUCCCCUUGUUCCUUCCUCAUCCUCCUUCAACUCUCAGUGAAGCCUACAGGAGCCCGUAUGGAGAGCCUCAUCAUUACUAUGGCACCAGGAACCUGCUUGACCCAAACAUGGCCUACUAUGGUCACUUGUCUGUUCCUGGUGCUGGCCCUCCCAUGUCCUACUGGAACGUACCACCGGGGGGAGCUGUGCCCAGCCAGUUUGGUAACCACAGCCCUCACAGCCAGCACAGUGGAAGCAGCUUCCCUGAGCCUCCAAUACAGCCUAGCAAUGAGGCUGCUACUGUGGACUCGCAAGUCAGGGUUUUCCCUCCAGAGAGAUCCAGAUCAACCAGGGAGAGGAUUUUGAGCUACAGGGAGGCUUUGAAACAACAGAUCCAGGAGCAACAGGAACGGAGGUGUCUGGAGAGGGAGGAGAUGGAGCGUUACGAGGCCCAGCUGGAGGUCGACAUGAAGAACCACCAGCCCUGGGGUCGAGGUGGAGGAGGAGCCCCACUCAGAGACAGCACUGGAAACCUUAUCGCUGACCUCAACCAGAUGCACAAGCUGAAUGAGGAGGCCUACAGCAACCCGGAGCAGUGGCAGAAGAGAGCCACGGCUGCCAUGACCGCCCGCCGGGCAGAGCUCCCUGACCCCAAUGAGAGGGUCUCUGGUUUCACCCAUGUCCAAACCCCCCAGUUUGCCAGAGGCAAUGUGUUUGCCAACCAGCCCACCCAACAACAGCUCCAUGAGCAGGACAAGUACAAAGCUUACCUUAAACAGCAGAUUGAGGAGAAAAUGCGUAAAAAAACGGAGGAGAGGGAACGGACAAGACUGGAGGAGGAGAAAGAGGAGAAGAGGCUGGUGGAGCAGAGGGCUCGCAUCCAGAGGGAGUAUGAGGAAGAACAAGAGAGGAAGAAACGAAAGGAAAUGGAGCAAAAGGCCAAGAAUGAAGAGCUGAUUCAGCUGGCUGAACAGAAGAAGAAGGAAGUGGAGAGGAAGAAGGCGGAAGCGGAAGAGAAGGAGAACGCAGUACUGAGGAGGCAGUAUGAGAGGGAGAGGCAGGCUCGGGUAGAGGAGGUCCACAGGGAGCCCUCGCCUCCAAUCCCCACUCUGCAGAAGAAACAUGGGCUACACCAGUACACCCCGGCCCCCACUGUUGAUAGCCAGCAUUCUACUGCCCCCCCGUCUGAGCGCUCUUUGUCUGGUCUCCAGUCCCCUCCUGUCCCUGCUUGCAGGAAUCAGCUCCGAGCUGCAGGUGACCAGCACAAUGUGUUCAGUGAGCUGUCAGCGUUGCGUCGGCAGCUUCGCAGUGAACAGAAACGGCUGGAGGGUCGUCUGCAGCAGGGCGACUGGGAGGAAUCAGACUCUCCUCUGAGUGACAGACAUCGGGAGCGUCCCCUGGUGGACGUGUUUGAUAUGGCCAGGCUGCGGCUCCAGGCUCCGGUCCGAAGGCCGAACUCCAGAAACCUGCUGCGAAUCCAUGACUCCCUUAAGCUCAAAUACACAGACGGUGAGUCUAGGCUGGGCUUCAGUGAGGUCCCUAAGCUGGAGGAAGUGGGUGUGGCCAGCAGCAGCAGGAGGCGGGACUACAGGGAUCCAUAUCACCAGCUCAGCAGCCAGAGGUCUACCGUCCAGGAUGACUAUUUUGACCUGUCCCCACCACAGCAAAAUGACUAUCUGAGGAGUGUGAUGGGGGGGUCUGCAAGAGGUUCUCUGCUGGAGUCAGAAAGUGCUUUCAUUGACCCCCUAGGCGAUGCCUUUCCAGUGCCGUGCACCCCCGAGCUUGAGAAGACCCCUCUGCUGUCGGCCAGGGAGAGGAGGAGGCUGGCCAAACAGUCACAGCGUCCCCAGGAUCGUGCUGCUUCCAGCCCGCCCUUUGGCCCACAUGAUGACGACUCUGCCCACACAGGUAACAGACUGCAGCAGGAAGUAGAGCCCAGCGGUGAGGGGAGGAGCCGGGACAGGACAGGUCGACUCAUGGCUCUUAGUCGCCAUGGCAACACAGCCAGGCCACUGGAUCUGUCUGAUGACGACUCCUCCCCUCCCCGGUUUUCUCAUCACAAUCUCAACCAUCAAAGGUCCGUAGAAACCGUCGGCACGGAUCGCUGGAUGCGGCCAGGAACAUCGGACACGCUGAAAUGUUUGGACCGACCAUCAAGAAGGGAGCGGUUGACGAUGUAGUACAGUGUCCAACGAGACUGGGUGGUGCCUUCCUCUUUUGACAGCUCGUCUUAACCCAGACGCCCCUCUGUCUUUGAAUCAAAAAAUUAUGGUUUGUUUUAACUCGUGGAUUUUGUGACGGAUGGAUAUGAACGUCUGAAUAAUGAUAAUUACGGGUAUGUUAAAUCAUUGUUUACAUCAGAGAACCUCAAUAUCUGAUGUAUGUGAGAACUCGCAUGUUCUUGUUUAUGUACAUUUACUAUUUUAUUAAUGACUAAAUUAUGUCUUAAAUAAAUUAUAUUUUAAUUAUA